ACCACAUUUGACCGUUGCCUUCACAGAAAUCCCACUCGGAGUCCGCUGCCAAAUAUGAAGAAGAGAGCAUCUGCAAACCCUAAUCUCCAACUCGACUGCAAUGGCGGAAUCCAGACCUCCAAAAUCUCACUCUACGAGCAGUCAAGAGAGGAGAGAAUCAAAGAAAACCUCCAAAGGAUGCAGAAACUCGGUAUCAUGGAUCUGUCCCAUAAGCUCAACUCUCUCCUCCCUGACAAGCUCACUCGGAAGAAGAAUCCAUCAUCGACCUCGUACUCCUGUCCCCUUCCUCCGCCUGGCCCCGUUCGCCGCUCCUCUAGGUUGCAAAAUGCAGCUCCUGUUAGCUAUGCAGAAGUGGGUUUGGCAAAGAAAGAUGAGGGUGUUAAGCUAGAGGUGGGUACAAGGCCAGAGGUGUACACGGAAGAGCAUGAGAAGCUGUUGGGUAAUACCGAGAGGAGCUGGACACUUUUUGUGGAUGGUUAUGGAAAGGAUGGGAACCGGAUAUAUGAUCCCGCCAAGGGAAAGACUUGUCAUCAAUGCCGGCAAAAAACUUUAGGUCAUCGUACUCACUGCUGCAAAUGCAACAUGGUCCAAGGACAGUUCUGUGGAGAUUGUUUGUACAUGAGAUAUGGAGAGCAUGUACUUGAAGCUAUAGAGAAUCCUAAUUGGGUUUGUCCUGUGUGCCGUGGAAUUUGCAACUGUAGUUUGUGUCGAAAUGCAAAAGGAUGGGCCCCUACUGGAGCUCUUUACAAGAAGAUUUCACAAAUGGGCUUCAAGUCGGUUGCACAUUAUCUCAUCCAAACCAGACAGGCACAAACCAAUAUUGAAAAGAAUCCAGAGAAUAGAGAUCCAGUUUCUGCUAAGAGGUCACUGUCAUUUCCAGACGCAGAAGCCCAUCCAGAGGAACCUUACAGGGAUGAUAGUAAUCACCUGGGAAUAUCAAAGGCUCAAUCAGAAGAAAGAGAUCAUGAUGGCUUUAAUAGUGAGAAAGAGAACAAUCCAGCUGCUAUCCAUCAAAUUUCUGUAAAGGAAUCAAAUCUCGAACAAGAAUCCAAAGAUGCAGAAUCUGAAGAGAUUGAUCUCAAGGCCAAUGGCCACCUUGGUAUUACAGAGCUUGAUUUUGAAGAUAAGAAAAAUGCUGGCUUUAAAGUUGAACAUGGGGAGUCUCAUCUAUCACUCAAAGAACAUGAUAGUAGCAAUAUGGUCUUGGAACCACGCUUUGAUGGAAAAUAUGAUUUCCAGAGUGAUGAGGUAACAGGGAUGACUGUGAAAGGUCUUGAUACCAUACAGGCUAUAAACAAUACAUUUCUGUUGGAAGAAAAGAAGGAAGUGAAGGAAGUACUUCAUUCAUAUAACAAAAAUGGUAAAAGAAUUGUUAGAUCAGGUAGUGAUUCAAAGCUUAAAAAGAGAUCUCUUGCUGCUGAGCCUACUGUGGACAGUAUUGCUGGAAGGUUAAGGCAAAGGUGUAAAGAAGUCAAAGACCAUAAUGUGCAGGCUUUAAACAUCAUGUUGUCAGAAAAUGAAUUGGAAAAAGGGGAAUUGGUUCAUGGAGAUAACCAACAUGGUGAAAGUAGUAUUGGAACUGAGAACAGUAUUGGUGGAAGGUUAAGACAAAGGCGUAAGGAAGGUAAAGACCAUAAUGAGCAGUUGUCAGAAAAUGAAUCAGAAAAAGAGAAGCAAAUGCUUCAAGGAGAUAGCCAACAUGGUGAAAGCAAUAUCGGAACUGAGAGUAGUUCAAAGCUGAAGAAGAGACUUACUGUUGCUUCUGUACCAAGUGCAGACAGUAUUGCUGGAAGGUUAAGACAAAGGCGUAGAGAAGGCACAGAUAAUGACAUGAAAGCGUUGUUAGGGAUGAACAAGAAUACUUCGGAUUAUAAGGCUGUUAACCAUACCUCACUGGGAAAGGAAGCAGGGGGAAAUUUGAAGCACACGAGUUCUGGAACUAACCUGGACAGUAUUGUUAAAAGAUUGAGGCCUCGAAACAGAACCAUGUGAAGAAGCUCUCUCCCAUUUGUAUUUUUAACUAAGAUGAUCAACUUCAUAUUCUUUUUGCUAAUACAGAAUCUGAAGCUAGGAUGAAAACAACAUGAAGAAUCGGUUAUUUGGGUUUUCUGUGAACCAUCAAUUCAGUCUCCCUCAGCCUGCAGCAGCGAAAAACUUGGUUUGUGAGUACUUUGUACACUGACAUGCAACAUGCAAUAUUUUGGCUUCUUUCUGUAUGCAAUUCCUGUUGCAUUACUCAAUUCAGUUGCAGUUAUUUGUCGGCUAUGACAUUUUGAGAUUACUGUUAUGAUUAUCAAGAGAGAGGGUUGGGGGAGAGAAAGAGAAAGUUUCUUCCUUUUGAGCUGUUUAAGGUGUUCAAUGGAGACUUGAAUCUUGGAGGUGGAGGAUCUCUAUGUCCUCUGUAUUUUCCUUGAAACCCUUUUGCUCCUUGUUUUUUCGGGUGUCCUGUUGAGGGGUGAGUGGGUUCCUUUGAUUUUGGGAUCUGGGUUUAGGGUUCUAGGGUUUGAGCCUUUUGACUCCCUCUUUUCCUUUCUUGGGUUGCUUCCAAGUUCUUGUCUUUGCUGUACUUUACUGAAAAAAAUGGGGCUUUGACUUUCUUGUAUACUUCCAAUCCUGUGUUCUCCUUUUCUGUGGGUUUUCACCUGAGAUUUUUGUUUGAGCUUAUUCCUAGUUGCUC
Rubroshorea leprosula is the source of this 2677-nucleotide messenger RNA. Lineage: Eukaryota; Viridiplantae; Streptophyta; Magnoliopsida; Malvales; Dipterocarpaceae. The record is from the annotation of a GenBank genome assembly.